This is a messenger RNA of Otolemur garnettii (small-eared galago), 1241 nucleotides long. It is a transcript of the gene TMEM216, whose product is annotated as transmembrane protein 216. NCBI's taxonomy places the organism in Eukaryota, Metazoa, Chordata, Mammalia, Primates, Galagidae. The record is from RefSeq and is a predicted model, not a curated record. The coding region runs from base 421 to 684 and encodes 87 amino acids. Gene Ontology annotation, biological process: non-motile cilium assembly. The transcript is spliced from 5 exons. Gene Ontology annotation, cellular component: ciliary transition zone.
CCCCUGGAGUUCUGCGGACGGCGGCUUCGUGGGUGGCCACUGUGCUCCCCUAGGUUGAGAAAGGAGACAUGGAAGCCAAGUCCACUCGGGGCCGAGGUGAGAUCGCCCCCGCCCAGGUGACCAUAGAGUCUGGCGGGCGGGGAGAGGGGCCCGAAGCCCGGGCCGCUCCGUCCCGGCUUCCGGCAGCGCCUCGCUGCUCCGGGAGCGGCUGUAGCCGCGUACGCAGUUUCCAUGGGGACAGAAGAUGGCGCCGCGAGGUGAGAUUCCGGAGGUAAACGGUUGUCCUCAACGCCUCUGGAAAUCCUGUUCUUUUUGAACGGGUGGUAUUAUGCUACCUAUUUCCUGCUGGAACUCUUCAUAUUUCUGUAUAAAGGUCUUCUGCUACCAUAUCCAACGGCCAACUUAGUGCUAGAUGUGGUGAUGCUCCUCCUUUAUCUUGGAAUUGAAGUCAUUCGACUCUUUUUUGGUACAAAGGGAAACCUCUGCCAGCGAAAGAUGCCACUUGUUAUUAGCAUGGCUUUGACCUUCCCAUCUGCCGUGAUGGCCUCCUACUACUUGCUGCUACAGACCUACGUGCUCCGCCUGGAAGCCAUCAUGAACGCCAUCUUGCUCUUCUUCUGUGGCUCAGAGCUGCUACUUGAAGUGCUCACCCUGGCUGCUUUCUUCAGUAUGGACAGGAUUUGACGUGCAGAAAUUUCAGCCAGCAGCCCAUCAGGCUGACACUACACACACUUCUGGUACUUGCGUCAUACCAGUGAGAAUUGGUGGGUCAAGUUUUCCUGGGAAAGGUGAUGCAGCAAAGACAUUUGAGCAACCAACCCAGCAUAAGGCCAGUGGGCACCAUCUUCUAAACCUGGACCAUCAGCUCGAGAGACUCUUCUGCACUGAAGUGUAGGGAGGGGCAAGGCUAUCCUUAUCCUGGCCCUUCUCAGAACCAAUUCCCUGCUGACCUCAAGUUUUCUCUUUGAUCAUCAUGGCCAGGGCAUCUUAUGUGGACCAUCUAGGCUCCUUGGGCUUCCAGCAGGACCUGAGCCACAUGCCCCUAUAUGUUCUGUGCCAUACCUGUCCUGUAUGAGCCCAGAGAGCCUCAUAUUGGUGGACUCCCAGAAUGAUGCAAAGCCUCUCACCCCAUUGCUCAAAAAGACUCAGCUUCAGAGCUUUUUUUAGUAGCUCAUAGUGUUAUUUUUCUACUCUCAUCAUGAAACAAACAUUAUUUUAUAAUAAAUAUGUAUUUUCUGCUG